AAAACAUACAUUGAAGCUUUUUAUUCUGAAACAUUUGGCGGAAGAGUUCCAGGUGGCGCGAAAUCUGCGAGCAAAGCUCGUGAAUGCGGAGAGCGUGGACGGCGCUUCACUGACAGUUUAAUCCUGAAGCUCCACGACGUGAACGGAGUGAAGUUCGGAGAAUACAAGCUGAAGAGCGGCCUGCUGGCUCCCAUUUAUAUCGACCUGAGGGUGCUCAUGUCCCACCCCGCGCUCACAAACCAGGUUGCGAGUCUCAUCUACGAGCGAGUGCAAGAAGAGGGGCUGCAGCUCCACUCUGUGUGUGGGGCUCCUUACACAGCCUUGCCUUUGGCCACAGUGAUCUGCUCACGACAUGAACUGCCCAUGGUCAUCAGGCGGAAGGAGGCAAAGACUAUAGGAACCAAACGGCUGGUGGAGGGGUCUUUCCGUCAGGGGGACACGUGCCUGAUCAUUGAGGACACGGUGACCAGCGGCACCAGCAUCCUGGAGACGGCUGAAGUGCUCUGCAAAGAGGGGCUGAAGGUGACGGAUGCAGUGGUCCUAAUGGACAGAGAGCAAGGUGGUGUGGAGAUGUUGGCUUCAAAGGGAAUCAAGCUCCAUCCCAUCAUCUCCAUAUCUCAGCUGCUCCGUGUGCUGCAGGCAGCCGAACGCAUCGACGCCCAAACCGCCCAGAGUGUCCACAGGUUCAUCCAGGACAACAACACUUUCAGGUACAACUUUACAGAGUUUUCCCCCCAGUGGGGCUCAAGUGUUUACUUGUGUUACUUCACAAUCCAGGAACAAAAAGUCAGUACAGUAACUCUGUCACCUUCACGCCCGGGUUUCAACACCACUGUGACGUUGGACCCCUCCCCAAGGACGCACAACAAUGGCUGCUCAAAGAUCAUCAACAUGUUUUCAUGUUUCCAUCAUGAUGAGGAGCAGAAACUCUGAGGAUUCUCCUGAACUCCUGACUACAACCCAAAGAUUAUCACAGCUGAGUCUGGACAGGACGUCACUCUGACAUGUCGAGCUCCAAACAACAACAUCAUAGUUGUAAAGUGGAGCAGAGCUGACCUGGGAGAUAAAUAUGUGCUUUUGUAUCGGGAUGGUCAGUUUGUUCCAGAUAACCAGCAUCCAUCUUUUAAGAACCGGGUGGAUCUGCAGGACAGACAGAUGAAGGAUGGAGACGUGUCUUUGAUUCUGAAGGAUGUGACGAUUAAUGAUGCUGGAACAUACAAGUGUGGUGUCGUCCAACAAGUGAGAGGACGUAUGACUCUGAUCAACACCACCUACCUUCAUGUUGUUCUUCCAGGUCAGACAGGAGGACAAGAGAAGGAUGAAGACAACAAAGAUGGAGGAAAGGAAGACAAAGAGAAGGAGGAUGGAUCUGUUGGACUGAAAGUUGGUCUGUCAGUUCUUUUUGUGCUUCUUCUUGUUGCUGUUGUUGGUUUCUUGAUCUACAGAAAACAUAAACAACAACAGAGUGAGGAAACAAACCAGCCUCCUGUUGAACUGCAGCAGGUUGAAAUGUCUCAGAGGUUUCUCCAGCAUUGAGUCUGCUGCUGCUGUUCAGAGUUCUGGGUGUUGUCAGUGUUUAAAAUCCUGCAGAAACAGAUGAACUGAGCACAGACAGCAGGCCCACAGUACUGUAGGUUUAUUUCAUUUUAAUCUUUAAUGGCUGCUUCUGUUUUUGCUGACAGCUCAUCUCAGUGGAAGAGUUUCAUCUUUAAAAACAGUCUUUACAUUUCAGCUCUGUAGUUCACUGGAACAUCCAGAGGGCUGUGACUACAAAUCAGCUUCAACACAGUCAGGCUUUCUUUGUGUUAGCUGGCUCAACUAAACCUGAAACUGCAGUCAGAGACAGCAGGUAUCACCAUGGUGAUUAUCAACUUUCUCUGUUACCCUGGCUCUCUGCUUCAGGCUCUGAGCACGCUCAGAUGAAAAGGACCAUUUUGUGUAUCAUGUGACUUUUCUUCUACACAAAAUGAUCCCUGUGAGCGCCACCCAGGGCAAUCAGAGACGUUAUUCAUUGAUAACUUCACUAAUGUCUCCACUAAAUGAAUACAGGUACAUUGUGACAGUGUGAUGUGCAGUUUAGCUUCAUUCAGUGUUUUCAGUAAGUUACAGUUUAACAAGCUGCACAUAUGAAACAUUUCCUCCAGCAGAGGAUCUGCAUCACAGUGAAAACGUGGCUCUAACAGCUGAUUUAAAAACAAAACUCUGAACAUGACCUGCUCCUGUCCAGGUGAUGUUUCACCAUCAGUUACCAUGGUGAUUUAGCCUCUUUCUGACACAGAAAGUUCAGACUUGAGUUUUUGUAGUGCACGCACCUGAGGUUCAGAUUUUCAGAGUUAGAAAAUCUCAAGUAAAACACUUUAAAACUCUACAACUGCUGUCAGCAAAAAUAACUUUUAACUCUUCAAACAAAUGAAAUCAACACUUGAAAAUUUUUCACUUUGAUGGUUUUGUUUCCACUAGAGAUGGACCGAUCUGAUAUUAGGUAUCGGUAUCGGUCCGAUACUGACCUAAAUUACUGGAUCGGAUAUCGGCGAGAAAUAAAAAAUGUAAUCCGAUCCA
This is a messenger RNA of Oreochromis aureus, 2559 nucleotides long. Its product is annotated as uridine 5'-monophosphate synthase-like. Gene Ontology annotation, molecular function: orotate phosphoribosyltransferase activity; orotidine-5'-phosphate decarboxylase activity. NCBI's taxonomy places the organism in Eukaryota, Metazoa, Chordata, Actinopteri, Cichliformes, Cichlidae. The record is from RefSeq and is a predicted model, not a curated record. The transcript has 7 exons. Gene Ontology annotation, biological process: UMP biosynthetic process; pyrimidine nucleobase biosynthetic process. The annotation marks the transcript as partial.